Penicilliopsis zonata CBS 506.65 is the source of this 1236-nucleotide messenger RNA. RefSeq lists its product as hypothetical. Gene Ontology annotation, molecular function: metal ion binding; U6 snRNA binding; pre-mRNA binding. Lineage: Eukaryota; Fungi; Ascomycota; Eurotiomycetes; Eurotiales; Aspergillaceae. Gene Ontology annotation, cellular component: U2-type catalytic step 2 spliceosome; U2-type catalytic step 1 spliceosome; Prp19 complex. The transcript is spliced from 2 exons. The record is from RefSeq and is a predicted model, not a curated record. The coding region runs from base 1 to 1236 and encodes 411 amino acids.
AUGGCCGAAUCUGCUGUCGUUGAUACGCCUCCUGUCGCGUCGAACAGUCCCCUAGCCACUGAGGAGGUCGCCGCCUCGGAAGACAAUAGCCUCGUCCCGGCGCAGACGUCAGAGACCGCCGUCGCCGUCACUGACGGUGACGGCGAUGCCACGCAGAAGAAGACCAAAAAAAUCAUUCGUCGCAAACGCAGACCAGCUCGAACGCAGGUAGAUCCAGCUACGAUCAAGUCCGAGCCACCGCCGCAGACAGGUACUGUGUUCAACAUCUGGUACAACAAAUGGUCUGGUGGUGAUCGCGAGGACAAGUAUCUCUCAAAACACGCCGCACCUUCACGAUGCAAUAUCGCUAGAGACAGUGGAUAUACACGGGCAGACAAAGUUUCAGGCUCAUUCUUUUGCUUGUUCUUCGCCCGUGGCGUAUGCCACAAGGGUCAUGAAUGCGAAUAUCUCCAUCGCCUCCCAACAGUGCACGAUCUAUUCAACCCUAACAAUGACUGUUUUGGUAGAGAUAAGUUCAGCGACUACCGAGACGAUAUGGGCGGUGUGGGUUCGUUCACGCGCCAGAACCGUACACUUUACGUUGGACGUAUCCAUGUCACCGAUGACAUUGAGGAAGUUGUCUCGCGUCAUUUCGCCGAAUGGGGCCAGAUCGAACGUAUCCGCGUGCUGACGUCGCGCGGCGUUGCGUUCGUGACCUACACCAACAUCGCGAAUGCCGAGUUCGCUUUGCAGGCCAUGGCCCACCAGAGCCUUGACCACAGCGAGAUCUUAAAUGUCCGUUGGGCAACCGUCGACCCCAAUCCAUUGGCGCAGAAGCGUGAGGCCCGUAGGCUGGAGGAACAAGCCGCUGAGGCCGUCCGGCGUGCUCUCCCCGCUGACUUUGUCGCGGAGCUGGAAGGACGGGACCCAGAGGCUCGGAAGAGAAAGAAGAUAGAGGGGACAUUUGGUUUGGAUGGGUACGAACCGCCAGACGAGGUCUGGUAUGCCAGAUCACGAGAGCUCGAGGGUAUGGAACAACAAGGCCAGCUUGACGCACCGCAUCAACCUCUGAUGAUUGAAUCUACCGCAUCGUCGACCGUGCCGCUUCCCCAGGCCGAGACUGCGGGUGGUAUUUUCUCGAACUCGACGGUUGCAGCCUUGAAAGGCCUGACUGGAGGAAAUGUGACAACACAAGCAGGCCCCAAGAGCGUCGGUGGGCCGUUAGUCGCUUAUGGCAGCGAUGACGACAGCGAUUGA